GGAGGUGGCGAUCUGCACCUAAACGUUUGAUCUGCAAGUCGUCAAUGAACACAAAGAAGAGGAAAAUAGGCUGGCUGAGAGAAUUGAGACGAUCCAGUCCAGCUGUAUUGUGUGUCGGUAAUGCUACGCUCGUGCAUCCAAAACACACCCAUUACAAAGGAAAGAAAUCGAGGUAAAGUUGUGGAACAUCCAGGUGAGAACAUGAGUGAUCCAGAACCCUGCAGAAUUAAACAGGAAGAGACUGAAGAACAAACAGACCUAAUUGAAGAGAACGAGGAGGGUGAAGAGGAGAAACAACAUGUCAAAGCCAAAAAUAUACCUCAAUUACAGACUUCUGAUGUUUGUUUUCUGAAUAGAAGCAACAAUCAUUGCAUCUGCACUGAGUGUGGGAAGAGUUUCAGACUGUCAUCGUCCCUUAAAAGACACAUGAUGAUCCACACUGGAGAGAAACCAUUCACCUGCACUCAGUGUGGGAGGAGUUACAGACAAUUAUCAUACCUUAAUAAUCACAUGAGGAUCCACACUGGAGAGAGACCAUUCACAUGUACCGAAUGCGGGAAGAGUUUCACACAAUUAACAUAUUUUAAUCGACACAUGAUGAUCCACACUGGAGAGAAACCACACAAAUGUGAUCAAUGCGGCAAAGAAUUUUUGAGCUCUUCACAGCUGAAGAUGCAUCUUAGGAUUCAUACAAAGGAGAAACCGUAUUACUGUUCUGAGUGUGGAAAGAGUUUUACACAGCAGGCAAAUUUAAGAAAACAUCAUAAGAUCCACACUGGUCUGAAAGAGCAUAUGUGCUUAGAGUGCGAGAAGACUUUCAUUACGGCUGCAGAAUUGAAAAUGCACCAGAGGAUUCACACUGGAGAGAAACCGUACACGUGUUCACACUGCAACAAGGGAUUUGGUCAGUUAGGAAGACUGAAAGCACAUCAAAUAAUUCACACUGGAGAGAAACCGUACAAGUGUUCACACUGCGACAAGGGAUUCAGUCAGUUAGGAAAACUGAAAACACAUCAAAUGAUUCACACGGGAGAGAAACCGUACAAGUGUUCACACUGCAAUAGGAGAUUUUAUAGUUUAGAGCAUCUGAAAAGACAUGAGAGGAUUCACACCGGAGAGAAACCGUACAAGUGUUCACACUGUGACAUGAGAUUCAAUCAGUCGGGAAGCAGGAAAAUACAUGAGAGGAUUCACACUGGAGAGAAACCGUACACAUGUGAUCAGUGUCUGAAGAGUUUCUCACGUUCAUGUUAUCUUAAGGAUCACAUGAAAAUCCACAGUGGAGAAAGCUGAACAAAUGACAUCAAUGCAGCAAAACAUCUUCUUGUGUGCUAAAGGGGUUUCAUGUCUAGACAUCAGAAAACUUUGACUUUCUUGGGAAUCAAUCACUCUGAAUUUAGAUUAGUCUCCUGUGAUGUUCCUCAGGGAUCCGUCUUAGGUCCCCUAUUGUUUAGUAUCUACACGAGGUUGGACGAUGAAAUCCCUGGUUUUAGACAUCAAAAAUUCAUUAGAAUGUGAAGGUGGACUUACCUGAAAUCAAUGCAUGUUUCACAUUGUCCAUAGCCCAAGAUUUUCACUGCUGGCACCAUUGAAAUCGAUGUUUGGCAAUUGGCAAGUGUGAGCAAAGGUUUGACCAAUGAGUGGUACGGUUCAGUACGCUUUUAUGGCCGUUUCCACAGUCAAAAGGCGUACCGAACCGUACCCCUUUUUCAGCACCCUUUCGAAAGGGUAACAAACACCAGAGAUGGUACCAAAAGGUGGAGCUACACGCGCGGCUGAUUGCUCAGUUGGAUCACCCCUCGAAUCUUAUUAUCAAUUUAAAACAAUGGAAAAUAAAUAUGAUAGGUAGAUUAUGACAAAAAGUAAACAGGAAAGAUCCUGGCGACUGCUGUAGCUCUUAGCUACGUUUGUGAACAGUCCAUGUUUAAAGCCUUUUUGUGUUUGUUUUGGCAGAUCUGCUCCUCCUCCUUUAGUGAAGCUCCUCCUCCUUUAGUAAAGUUCCUCCCGCAGUUUAGCUAUAAGUACUGGAAUAUUCCCAUCAGUCCACAAGAGAAGACGAGCAUUAGACUAUCAGGAAAAGAAGUGAAGUCUGCAAAGAGUUUAUUAAAAGCCAGAGAGAACGAAGUGAUCCAGAACCCUGCAGAAUUAAACAGGAGGAGACUGAAGAACGAUCAGGUUGGUGUUUAUUACAGUGUCUUCUGAUGGCUACUUCCAGCAGGAUAACGCACCAUGUCAUUAAGCUCAAUCAUCUCAGACUGGUUUCUUGAACAUGACAAUGAGUUCAUUGUACUCAAAUGUCCUCCACAGUCACUAGAU
Danio rerio (zebrafish) is the source of this 2316-nucleotide messenger RNA. Lineage: Eukaryota; Metazoa; Chordata; Actinopteri; Cypriniformes; Danionidae. The record is from RefSeq and is a predicted model, not a curated record.